UUCGAGAGCCAGUGGACACACAUUGAAUACAUUAUAUCGACCUUUGGUUCUGUCGAUCGUCGAUGUGAUAUUAGCAAGCGAAUUUCUUUGUGUUUUGUUCUUGGUUAAUUAACGAGACAGUAUAUGUAGGCUUAUAUUUUCGAUAAUCAAGCGAUAAACAGUUACUUCAUUUGUUUCGCUUCCACAGUCGUAUGUACAAGUGUAGACUGUGACGGGGGUUCGCACACUACAUUUUAGUGCAGAGCAAUUUAGCUAAAAGUUUAUUUGGUUUGGGUCUGUAUGGGAACAUUUUCCAGUUUUGACCUCCAUAGUCGUACGAAUUGAAUCAUAAGCUGAAUAAAUAGAUUUGCCAACACUGGCUGAUAAAUUGCCAACAAUGAAGGUGGAUUUACCUCAAAUUGCAACAUGGCUGCUGCUUCUCAGACGUUUGUGGGAGAAGUUUAGUCCCUGAUGUGAAAUAAGUUUUUUUACAUUCAUCUUCACGCAAAAAGGAAGGACGUAUUUGAUAGAAUUUCCUUGUUUUGAAUCGUAGGUUCAGCCUAACUGGAGAAGUAGGGGCGAGGGAGUCUCGGACACUCAUUUUGCUGAUUAGCUCCAUGGCAGUACCUUGGUGAAAAAGGCAGGACUUGCUCUGUGGAUUUACUUGUUGUAACGGAAAAGACUGCUCAUAGCUGCAUCUCAGUAAGUCGUCACUGAGAAGAAAAUGCAUUUUUCUAUUCCUGAGACGGAGGUUCGCUCCGGUGAAAAUGGAUCUACAUACGUGGCCUACAACAUCCAUGUCAAUGGUGUCCUGCACUGCCGAGUACGCUACAGCCAGCUCUUAGGCCUCCAUGAACAGAUAAAGAAAGAGUAUGGGAACAAUGUGGUUCCUGCCUUCCCUCCAAAGAAAAUCUUCACCCUUACCCCAGCAGAGGUGGAGCAACGGCGUGAGCAGCUGGAGAAGUACAUGCAGGCCUUGCGUCAAGAUCCCUUGCUGGGAGCCAGUGAGACAUUCAACAGCUUUUUAAGAAAAGCUCAGCAGGAGACGCAACAAAUCCCCACUGAAGAGGUCCAGCUGGAGGUCCACCUGUCCAAUGGGCAGAAGGUCACAGUCAAUAUCCUGACGUCAGAUCAGACCGAGGAUGUGCUCGAGGCGGUUGCAACAAAACUAGACUUGCCUGACGAUUUGGUGGGCUACUUUAGCCUCUUCCUGAUUCAGGAAGGAGAGCAUGGAAACUGCACAUUCGUGAGGAAGCUGCAGGAAUUCGAGUUGCCCUUCGUGUCUGUCACCAGCCUGCACAACCCUGACUACCACAUCGUCCUCCGGAAAAGCUACUGGGACUCUGCAUAUGACAGUGAUGUCAUGGAGAACAGAGUGGGUCUUAACCUGUUGUAUGCUCAGACGGUGUCUGACAUUGAGCGGGGCUGGAUUCUCGUGAACAAAGACCAGCACCGACAGCUGAAAUCCUUGCAGGAGAAGGGCUCAAAGAAAGAGUUCAUCAGGCUUGCGCAGACACUGAAGUACUUUGGCUAUAUCAAGUUUGACCCCUGUAUCACAGACUUCCCGGAAAAGGGGUGCCAUGUUAUCGUCAGUGCUGGCAACAACGAGCUCAGCUUUCAUGUCAAGCUGCCCAAUAACCAGAUGAAGGAGGGCAGCUUCAAAGUUACACGCAUGAGAUGCUGGCGGGUCACCUCAUCUCAGGUCCCAGUGGCCAAUGGCACAGCCAACCCCUGCAGCUCCAUCAAGUGUGAUGUCAAACUGGAGCUGGCCUUUGAGUAUCUGAUGAGCAAAGACCGUCUGCAGUGGGUCACCAUCACCAGCCCACAGGCGAUAAUGAUGAGCAUCUGCCUCCAGUCCAUGGUAGAUGAACUGAUGGUGAAGAAGUCUGGUGGAAGCAUUAAGAAACAGAUGCAGAAGAGACGUCUCAAUGGCUCCAUCCACCGAUCCAACAGUCAGCAAGCUGUGAAGUCCCCUCCGUUACUGGACUCCCCCGACACGAGCCGUGAACAAGUACCCAAGCUCUCGACAAAGCUCUCUUCUGUCUCCCUGAGGGGCAUUAGUGCCUCCAACUCAGCUAAUGAUCUCAGCGGUAAUGAUUUCCAUGGAAACUAUGCCUUUGAGGGCAUCGGGGAUGAUGACCUGUGAUGCCUGUCUCAGACCGAACCACAGGACAACUGAGACAAGCUGAGACUGUUAGUGCACAUGCCACUGGUCCAAUUCUGCGAGAUUCCAACCCAACUGAGUGCUCUGCUGCCCUAAGACCUUCUCCAGCAGUGCAAACACACACACACGCACGCACGCACACACACACACCACAAAUCAAGUAAGGGUGUUACAAGUUAUUAAUUUACAUAGAUCUGACCAAACUAGAGUACUUGUAAUAUCCAGACCUUGUUAAUAAGCAAAAUGCAGUGUAAACACAUACCUGUUCAAAAUUUCAGACCUGUGUGUAGGUAUAUCCUGUUAAGGACAGUGUAACCAUACACGUAGUCACAGGGUUACAUAAUUGCUUUGGGGCCAAUUACCAUAUCCAAGAAAGAUGUUAUUGGCUACUGCUGACAUCGACCUUCAUGAAAUAGUACUUACUUAUUAGAAAUGACUAAUCUAUUUUAUUCAUCACCCCUUGCUAGGCAUUCCAUGAACCCUCUACCAUCUUAUGUCAAUCUGAUGACUUCAGUGCAAGUUCUUGCUAUAUCUGAGGAUGCUAAUUUGAAUAAGUACAAACAUUCUAACAUUAUCUAUCUGGUUCAUUUGCAUUAGACUUGGUUAUCAUGACUAAAGUCUAAAUGGUUGUGGCCUCAGGCUAAAGUCUGUUGGCAUUUCUGUGCCAAACUAGAGAAGGGAGUACUCAGUUAAAACCUUCAAUAUGUACAGAGUCCCAAACCUUAUUUUCUUUUGUUUCUUUGUCUUUAUUGGCCAUCGGGUACUUCAGAACUGUUCACAACAUGUGAUAAAGAACAGAAGUCCUAAUACAGUUCCCAAUGGAAAGCUGCUCCUCAGAUGCAUUGCUAGAGAGUCCUACAGUGUCCUUUUUUUUUCCUUAAAAAUGCCUUACAUUCCAGCUUGCCAGUUUGGAUGCAAAUCCAGCAUUGAGAACUGAUUGGCUUAAAGUUGUUUCACUGUUGGGUCCUGGCCAGCAGAAGCUCUGGUGAGAAAUCUUGCAGAAUUUAGUGCCAUUCGGUUGGUGUUGUUGGCAGAACUGCUUGCACAUGCUGAACCCAUGUUUUUGCACAGUAUUAACAAGGACAGAUGACUGACUUGAUAUUUAUUGAGAAAUUAACCAUGGAAAACAUUCAGACAUGUAGAAAUGGCUUGUGCAGAUCUGUCAUUAGAUUUAUUCCCUGUUUUCCAGCCAAUAUUUUGUGAAAUGUUUCUCAUAAAUGCCAAAAUUAUAGUUUACUAAAGCAUUUUGCACAGAGGAAGCAUUUAAAAUCAUGGUAAUGUCACUUUUAUAAAUGUACAUGCAAUUAAGAAAAAAGUAUUCUGAAAAUUUUACUAAUAUGUAUCAUCAAUAGAGAAUUAUAAUCAAAUACCAUAGAUCAAAUAUAAUCCAAGAUGUGUAAAAUUAAAAUAGAAACUAACAUGUAUCACUGUUUACAGAAUUGUAGAAAGAGAGCAGUGUUUACAAAUUUCAGAUUGAAUUUCAGUGAUUGUCUUUUUACUCAUAAUGCAUUUUAUUUUUUGAGAACGUCACCUAUUUUUCAAAAUUAAUUUUGUAUUUUAUGAAAUACAUUGUGGCAAUCAUCUCGGAGGACUGUGUGAAAGUGGUGCUUGGAAGAUGGCUACAUUUUCAUCUUUCAUGCUGGUGUUCUGACUACAUCCUAUGAUGUGAUUGUCAGUGUGAACCGAAUACCCAUGUCUAUUCAACCCCCCAUUUGUGAUGGUCUUCGGUCCAGAGAUGCAGUCUCCAGUGUAAUUCCUACUUGCCAAAUACAGUGAAGAAUACUGAUUGAAUUUAGUUGUUGGAGAAAAUGAUCAAUAUUUGUCUCAUCAGUAUGGGUGUUACUGAGAGCAGAGCAUGUUCUUAUUCUGUAAAGGGUGGCUGAUUGUUUUAAUGUCUGUAUUCUGUAAUUGUCAAUGUCACCACUGUAUCGAGAAAGAAAAUGGUUAAUGGUAUAUCCUUUUAAUGCCAGAGCAUCACAUGAAGCCUAUCAUUGUGCUUUUAGCUGCAUCACCAUUUUAUAUUUAGGAGCAGAGAAUGAAGGAGGUGGAGACCUGGAGUUCAAUAAAAUCAGGUGCCAAACAAUA
Messenger RNA from Electrophorus electricus (electric eel), 4228 nucleotides. It is a transcript of the gene snx17, whose product is annotated as sorting nexin 17. NCBI's taxonomy places the organism in Eukaryota, Metazoa, Chordata, Actinopteri, Gymnotiformes, Gymnotidae. Gene Ontology annotation, biological process: endocytic recycling; signal transduction; intracellular protein transport. Gene Ontology annotation, cellular component: early endosome. Gene Ontology annotation, molecular function: phosphatidylinositol binding. The record is from RefSeq and is a predicted model, not a curated record.